Molecule: messenger RNA, 567 nt
Organism: Nilaparvata lugens (brown planthopper)
Lineage: Eukaryota; Metazoa; Arthropoda; Insecta; Hemiptera; Delphacidae
Product: 60S acidic ribosomal protein P2-like
Exons: 1
Coding region: 16-552 (178 amino acids)
Biological process (GO): cytoplasmic translational elongation
Cellular component (GO): cytosolic large ribosomal subunit; ribosome
Molecular function (GO): structural constituent of ribosome
Source: RefSeq, a predicted model, not a curated record
AAUUAAUCAAAUUUGAUGAAACGAAACAGUUCGGUAAAUGAUGGUUCAAAUACAGUAUUACCCAAAACCUUUCAAUACUUCUCAAUUAUUUAUUCAUUUAAUGAUACACAAAACACGAUUCAUCAAAAUGAUUGGGGAAGGACCAACAGGAACAGCCCAAAUUUGUUCCUUCCUGUCCUGGGAGGCAAGGAGAACCCCUCCUCAUCCGACAUUGAGAAGAUCCUCAGCUCCGUCGGAAUCGAAGCCGACAGCGAGAAGCUGAACUUUGUCGUCGGGCAGCUCAAGGGGAAGUCGGUCGAUGAACUCAUUAAACAAGGCAAGGAAAAGUCGGCAUCGAUUCCGGCCGGCGGCGGUGCAGCUGUAACUGUGGCUGCAGGUGGUGCCCCAGCUGUGGCGGCCGCAGCUCCUGAGAAGAAGGAGAAGGAGAGGGCCGAGAAGGAGGAGUCUGACCAAUCAGAUAACGACAUGGGCUUCGGUCUCUUUGAGACUGAGCAUAAAAUAUUUACCACUAUUUCCUACUCUCAUACUCUAGUUCAAAACGUUAGCUAUUAGUCCGAAUUCAGUGCA